This is a messenger RNA of Mytilinidion resinicola, 733 nucleotides long. RefSeq lists its product as uncharacterized. The record is from RefSeq and is a predicted model, not a curated record. Bases 74 to 571 code for a protein of 165 amino acids. The transcript has a single exon. NCBI's taxonomy places the organism in Eukaryota, Fungi, Ascomycota, Dothideomycetes, Mytilinidiales, Mytilinidiaceae.
UCAACAGUGGCAGAUCCAGAUAGGGGCCAGGUAACAGUGCGCUGGCCUAAGGGUGAAGCCGUAAGAAGUGGUGAUGCGAAUUAUGACGGGGAGAAAGUCAGGGCGAGCAAGAGAUGUGAAGGGGGUUGGUGGGAGGAGCGGGCUUAUGUUGGUGAGCGACAAGCCGGAUGUGCUGGCAGCGCUCAGAGCCCGGGCUUGUGCAAGGGGGACGCGGCCAGCGCUGUUGAUCGCACCUCGUUGGCCGCCGGACUGCCCGGCUGGCCUCGCAACGGCAUCUUGCCAGCGAUCCGACAUGGGCGAGACGGGUGGAUUGGCUGUGCGUGGGCGAGCCGGGCCGCGAUUCGCCGCUUCAUUUUCCAGGCUCGGCAUGGCGGCCAAGCUGCCUUUUCGACGCCUUUUCGACGCCUUUUCCUGGUGCAACACCAACACCAUCCCGCGCAUCGUGGAUCAAUCGGCGUCGUCCCGUCGCGGCCGCAUCCCCAUCUUUGCUUUUGCCAGCCCUCGUCUCACCACCUUGGCCGGUGACCUCAUGCAUCCGGCGCCCUGGAUUGGACGACGUCAGCACGGCUGAGCGCCGACUGCAUCCACGAGAAUUCCCUCAUCCGCCCCGUUCGUAAGGCUUUCUUAUCCCAAGCCCUACGCUAUCGCCCAAACGAUUCUGUCUGCAUGCGUCCUCGAAACCAUCAUGAUAUCACCCUGCACGUGAGCUUACCAGGGGCUUGAUACGUGGCCA